Messenger RNA from Tachyglossus aculeatus (Australian echidna), 1810 nucleotides. RefSeq names its product Wnt family member 7A (gene WNT7A). The transcript is spliced from 4 exons. Gene Ontology annotation, biological process: canonical Wnt signaling pathway; neuron differentiation; multicellular organism development. The record is from RefSeq and is a predicted model, not a curated record. Gene Ontology annotation, molecular function: cytokine activity; frizzled binding. Lineage: Eukaryota; Metazoa; Chordata; Mammalia; Monotremata; Tachyglossidae. Gene Ontology annotation, cellular component: extracellular region. The coding region runs from base 1 to 1050 and encodes 349 amino acids.
AUGAAUCGGAAAACAAGGCGUUGGAUCUUCCACGUCUUCCUGAGCCUGGGAAUCGUCUAUAUCAAAAUUGGGGGCUUCUCCUCAGUGGUGGCUCUCGGGGCCAGUGUCAUUUGUAAUAAGAUCCCAGGGCUGGCUCCCAGACAGAGGGCAAUCUGUCAGAGCAGACCCGACGCUAUCAUCGUGAUCGGAGAAGGGUCUCAAAUGGGAAUCAACGAGUGUCAAUUUCAGUUCCGCAAUGGACGCUGGAACUGUUCUGCUCUGGGAGAGAGGACGGUCUUUGGAAAAGAGCUGAAAGUGGGGAGCCGGGAGGCGGCCUUCACCUAUGCCAUCAUUGCCGCGGGGGUUGCCCAUGCCAUCACGGCCGCCUGCACCCAGGGCAAUCUGAGUGACUGCGGCUGCGACAAGGAGAAACAAGGGCAAUAUCAUAAAGAAGAAGGCUGGAAGUGGGGCGGCUGCUCUGCGGAUAUCCGCUAUGGAAUAGGUUUCGCCAAGGUGUUUGUGGACGCGAGGGAAAUUAAACAGAAUGCCAGGACACUCAUGAACCUCCACAAUAAUGAGGCAGGACGGAAGAUCCUGGAGGAGAACAUGAAGCUGGAAUGCAAAUGCCAUGGAGUGUCAGGCUCCUGCACUACAAAGACCUGCUGGACAACACUUCCCAAGUUCCGGGAGCUAGGCUACAUCCUCAAGGACAAGUACAAUGAAGCGGUGCACGUGGAGCCAGUGCGGGCCAGCCGCAACAAGCGCCCCACCUUCCUCAAAAUCAAGAAGCCACUGUCCUACCGCAAGCCCAUGGACACGGACCUGGUGUACAUCGAGAAAUCACCUAACUACUGUGAGGAGGAUCCCGUGACAGGCAGUGUGGGGACCCAGGGCCGGAUGUGCAACAAGACCGCCCUGCAAUCCAACGGCUGCGACCUGAUGUGCUGUGGCCGUGGGUACAACACGCACCAGUACUCACGGGUGUGGCAGUGCAACUGCAAGUUCCAUUGGUGCUGCUAUGUGAAGUGUAACACGUGCAGUGAGAGAACAGAAGUGUACACCUGUAAGUGAACAGUGAGAAUGGGGUGGAAGGGAGAGGUGACUGCUACCUGCCCCUUCCUGCUGGGAAUGAAAAAAUAAAAUAAAUGAAUAACUUACAUUUGCACAUAAUCUGGACUGGCCUGCACGAGACUUGUAGCAAAGAUUGGCCCUCUUCCGAAAGGAAAGGAUUCAUUCCCUAGCUCUUUCCCUCAGUACCAGAACUCCCGCUGAGAUGCUGUCAGACUAAGGAGAUUCAGAGAAUGCUGCCAAACCAGCCAAUGACAGCAGCAACUUGGAGGGAACCCCAACCACACAGAACACGCCCACCCAGCCCCCAUAGCCUGAUAAGUCCUCAAAUGUAGAUUUGCAGCUCUAAGAUGACAGCCCUGGGGAACAAUGCCAGCUCAGUGCAAGGACUGGAGCUGGUCAACUGCUGUCGGUUUGGAAGUACAGCCUUAGAUGGUUAAACACCCAGCUACUAUUCAAGGGAGGAAAACAAGGUUAAAAAACAAAACAAAACCCACUUCAGCUUUCAAAUGGUGUUUGCGCAAGCUCGGUGAAAAUGCCCCCGUGUGAAUUCCUUCUUAAGAGUGGAUUAUGUGGACAAGUUUCUGCACUUGUGAACAACUUCUGGUGUCUCUCACCUAUUUUCAUUUCCACGGUUGACUUCCACAAACAUCACUGCUGCUGUUUGGCCUCGGACAUUGGUUUGUCUCCUUUGUUCAUGCUGCAGGUUUUUGCAGGGAUUUGGGACAUCUCGGCAUAAUAAUAGCAAUAUUUAACAAUUUAU